AUGAUCACAAGUUAGAAAGUUUCUGCUCGCGUGUGUGCGCUCAGAGGAAGCUUGCGUACUAGUCUUUCGCCUAUACUUCAUGUUAGCGGCACCUUUUGUAUGAUGCCUCAAGGACAACCAAUGACUGACUAUUACAACGUAACGAUACGAAAAACAGAAAAACAAACCUCAGAAGACGAUAUGUUGGAGGAGGAAAAGAAAGAAGAUAGAACAACGACAGUUGAUUUAUCGACAGAUUCUUCAUUGGUCAUUGAUAUCUCUGAUGCACUCAGCGAACGGGAUAAAGUAAAAUUUACAGUUCAUACAAAGACAACUCUACCAGAAUUUAAAAGUAGUGAUUUCUCAGUUGUCCGUGGUCAUGAAGAAUUCAUUUGGCUUCAUGAUCGUUAUGAGGAAAAUGAAGAGUAUGGAGGGAUCAUUAUUCCACCAGCACCACCUCGACCGGACUUUGAUUCAUCUCGAGAGAAACUACAACGACUCGGAGAAGGUGAGGGGACUAUGACAAAAGAAGAAUUUUCCAAAAUGAAAGCAGAAUUAGAAGCAGAAUACUUGGCAACCUUCAAAAAGACUGUUGCCAUGCACGAAGUUUUCUUAUGUCGUCUUGCUGCUCAUCCAAAGCUCAGGAAAGAUGACAAAUUCAAAGUUUUCUUGGAAUAUAAGCAAGAGUUGAGUGUGAGAGGAAAAAACAAAAAGGAGAGACUUGGUGGUUUAUUGAAAGGAUUUGCUAAAGGUGUUGAUGAAGCUUUAGUAUCCAGUCAAAAGGAUGCAGAUGAAUUCUUUGAGCAAGAAAAGAAGUUUUUAGUUGAAUAUCACUCCAAGCUACGAGAGGCAACAAAAAAUGCGGACCGUAUGACCAGGUCUCAUAAACUUGUUGCGGAUUGUUAUAUCAAGAUAUCAACUUGUGUUACAGCUUUGGCUACGAGUGAACAAACAAAGUUUGAAAAGUUUUUCAAUAAAGUCAGCGAUACUUUCGAAAAAGUUCGUAAAAUAGAGGGACGUAUCGCCUCUGAUGAAGACCUCAAAUUAUCGGAUUUAUUACGUUAUUACAUGAGAGACACGGCCGCUGCCAAAGCUCUUCUCUACAGACGAGCAAAAUCUCUUUCGGAAUUCGAUAAUGCUAAGAAAGCUUUAGAAAAAGCCAGAUCAAAAAAUAAAGACGUUUCUAAUGCCGAGGCUGCCCAACAGAAAGCGAGCGACAAGUAUGAAUCGAUAUCUGAUGAAGCUAAAAAAGAAAUGGAAGAUUUCAAAAGUCGAAGGGUUCAACAGUAUCGAAAAAAUCUUGUGGAGUUGACGGAACUUGAGAUCAAACAUGCAAAGGCUCAGAUUCAGCUACUUAAAAACGCUUUGACCUCCUUGAAGGAAUUGUAAAUUAAUUCAAGUUAAAUAUAUUUUUUGUUUCGUAAUCGAGUGGCAUUCGAGAAUAAAUUAACCGAAACUGAAA
Molecule: messenger RNA, 1441 nt
Organism: Xenia sp. Carnegie-2017
Lineage: Eukaryota; Metazoa; Cnidaria; Anthozoa; Malacalcyonacea; Xeniidae
Product: sorting nexin-6-like
Exons: 16
Coding region: 100-1368 (422 amino acids)
Molecular function (GO): phosphatidylinositol binding
Source: RefSeq, a predicted model, not a curated record